This is a messenger RNA of Brienomyrus brachyistius, 370 nucleotides long. Its product is annotated as protein FAM240C-like. The transcript is spliced from 3 exons. Bases 143 to 370 code for a protein of 75 amino acids. The record is from RefSeq and is a predicted model, not a curated record. Lineage: Eukaryota; Metazoa; Chordata; Actinopteri; Osteoglossiformes; Mormyridae.
CGUGAGUGAACACGUGUUGUUUUUUAUUUCUGUUUUGUGACUCUCAUCUUUUCCCAGACAUCAGGGAAUAAUACAUGUUUUUCUAUAACUGAACACCUGGAUUCCUUUUACUGAGUAAAGAGGCAUUGCACUAUUACAGAGAAUGAAUUUGGCGCGGAUUCAUGAUAAAUGUAGCACAAAAAAAUUCUGGGAACGAAAAAUUGAACACCACUGUAAGAUGACGACUAACGAGGAAUUGAGGAUGAAAACCAGCGCUUUAUCAAAACUCCGUAAUGAAUGGAUAAGGAGGCUGGAAAUUCAGACCGAGAACCAAAGGAGUUUUAAUGAGGAGUGCAUGAGCAGAGCCAAGAAGCACCAGCAGAUAUUUUGA